GCUCAGCAACAUUGUUUAUAAAAUGGUGGCCCAACUAAUCGUGUUUUUAGGAUAGUUUACAUUAUGAUUAUGUAGAUCUAGACUUGAUCAACGAUAAUAGAUCUAGAUCUAGAACAACUUUGUAUAUUUCUGGUACGUUAAUCCUUUCAGUAAAUAGAUCUGGAUUGUAAAAUAAUUGUAUAAAGACAAGAAAGAACUACGUUCCUGUACAACAUAAUUUUUUUAAAAUGGAGGCUGAAGUGGAGACUAGGAGUCAGCCUAUCACAAAUACUGCAUCUAGAGCUGACCAACUCAAAGCCAAGCUUUACUCUUAUGCUCCUUUUACUCCACUACCUAAUGCAGAUGCACUUGUUUUUAAAGGACUUACAAAAGCUCAAACAAAUCGCUUAAAGACACCUAUUGGACCUUAUGUAGAACCACUGCCUGCUUUACAAAAAUAUCAAACUGUGAAUAAACCAGAAUACAUUCACAAGAAAAACUUGGAAGGCUUAGAAUUGAAACGAAAAAAUAAGGAAGCUGAGCUGUUAAAUGACCCUAAAAGAAUGAAGAGAGCUGGAUCAGUCGAACCAAUGGAAAUUGUUCCAAAAUUACCAGAAUUACCUCAGGAACUAAAAGAAAAACAAGAAGAAUUAAUACCUCGUCCAAUAACACCAAGAGAUGUAAGAGGUUUGUCACCAAAGAGCAGAGUUCAUGUGACGGGACCAACAAAUCCUACCACAACCAGAAUGAAAUUACCUGCAUCCUAUGAAGGCCUCAGAGAUAUGCAUCAGAUAAUCUCUGUUGUCAAAGACGAUCCAAAAGUGGGAUUCUUGUAUUUAAGUCCAGCUGUAUCAAAGUCUUCUGUGCAUUAUCACUAUUAUAAUCUAAAAGUUGUCAGCCACCAACAAAUUUACAAACCUGAUUACCUGACCAUCAGCCAGAAAGGUGUGACUCGAAUGAGGAAAGAUGAUGAGACAGAAUUUAUUUUGUUGGACCAUUGGGAGCAGGAGGUUUAUUAUUUUGAGAAACUUAGAAAGAUCAAAACAUUUGCUCUCUUUCGAAUCUGGAAAGCCUUUAGUGUUUGGUACAAAAAUGUUAGGACAUCGAAAAUUAAAAGUUGUAAAAAAUCUCUGGAUGAAAAUCUUUUUAUUGUGAACCCUUCACUACGACCUGCAUUACUGAAUGUAAGAGAGAUGUGCCACCGCAUCAGUGAGAUGGGUUUGUGUCAGAUAGAUAAGGAUCAUACUUAUACAUUGACAGAGUUUAGAGAGGCUCAGUUCAACCAGCUAAAUGAUGUGGCUGGUAGGCUCCAAGACUUCAGAGAGUUAGUUAAAGAAGUUGUUAGAAGUGCCUGUAGAACUGCGCUCCUAGAAGCAGGCUUUACCCCUGAUGACUACUACUUUGAUGGGGCAGAGACUCCAGGAAUGUAUGGAGAUCUAGGGGAUGGUCCUGGUUCAUCAUAUCAUCUACAAUCCAACUAUGAUAUGGACAUCUAUGGAGAGGCCCCUGAAAAAAUGACUUACACAGAACAAGCCAACAAAAGAGCUCAUUGCAAAAGGCUGACUUGCUUUAUCAGACUGUCAGACUAUCUGAUUGUCAAUACAAUGCAUGUACUUGCUGUAAACUCUGUCUCCACAUUACUGAGCUACCUCAGUGAACAACUUGAGAACACACCAUCCCUUGCUGAAAUACAAAACUAUAACAAUCCCAAUGCUGAGAACAAGGAAGCUGCAGCUGACAAGAAAGAGAAAAAGGAUGAAAAGGUGGAAGAUGAAGAAGAAACUAAGUCCCCUCCCUUGUUCAUCACAGAACUGAUGCUGGAACCCAGUCAGCUUCUGUUCUCUCCAGAUCAUGAUGAUUUUCAAGAUGGCAUUGCGGAGGUCAUCAAAAGAUUUCAAGAUGCAGUCCUGAGUGUUCAGAACUUGGUACCUGAUGGCUAUUUUGAUGCUUUCACCAGGCCAAUAAUUAACAACAAAUUUGAGGACAAAACCUGUGGAGAAGGACCAAGCUUAUCUACCAUGUUUGAAGAUGACAAACACCUACAGAAUAUCAUUCACAAGAUAAGAGAUGCUCUUGUUGCUGCUUUCAAUGCUGCCACACAGUACUCAGAUAUCUUUGAAACUUAUAGAGAGUUUUACAGGGAAAACGAAAACACUGACCUCAAGAGUGUUAGAGAGGCAGAACAUGCAGAAGUCACACUUACAGAUGUGCAGUUCUUUGCUGAACAUCUAGCCAAAUACAACACACAGCAUGUCAUGGCCAUGAGGAUUGUUGAAAAAAGACCAAUAGGAAUGCUCCUUGUGGACACUGUCAAAAUGAAGUCACUGUUAAUACCUUCACCACUUAGAUGUCUUGAUGUUAUCAAUGACAUGCUACCAGAACUAGCAAAGAAAGAGGUUGACAGACUUAUAGCAGAACUGCAGGAUGCCAACUUUAGACUUGAAGUUGUUCCAACAACAACCAUUGAGUUUGUGAAUUCACUGAGAUUCCUAGAUGACAUCCAACUCAGGAUUGACCCUCUAGAAAGAGAAGCUUUGAUUGUGAAGGAAAUGUAUGAGCUUAUUGAUCAGUUCCAUGUUCCUAUGCCAGAUGUUGAUUUGGUCACCUACCAGACACUGAAUCCAUCUAUCAUCACUGUAAGGAAUGCCAUUGAUAAAGCACUGACUGAGCGAGACAGCAACAUUGACAAAUUCUGUAAUCAUUUGGACAAAGAUAUCGCAGAACUUGGUAAAGAAGUGAAAGAGAUGAAGCAGGAAGCCCAGAAUCCAAUGAUACUUGAUCCUAGCUCUGAUAAAGAAAAAGUUCGAGCUCUUCUGAAAAAAAUGCUGGCCACAAUGGAGAAGUUACAAGAGCAAGCUUUCACUUACAAGUCUUAUCAAAAAAGUUUCAAGGUUGAAGUAGCAAAGUUCGAUGCCCUUGAGGAAACUCAUGCUGAGCUAAAACUGAAGGAUAUUCUGUGGAAUGCAAUAGAUGAAUGGGAUGCACUUAUGAAUGAUUGGACAACAAUAACCUUUGACAAACUGGAGCCUGAGCAGAUGAACAAUACAACACUGACCUAUGCAAAAACUGUCAUGCAGUUGGAAAAAGGUUUACCUCCUAAUGGAGUUGUCCCCCUUCUCAAGGAAAAAGUGGAGCUAAUGAGAGAAAGGAUGCCAGUGAUUACAGAUUUGAGAAAUCCAUCACUCAAGCCACGCCACUGGGAAAUGAUUUAUGAAAUUUUAGAUUACCAGUUUACUCCAGAGAAUCCGAUGACACUUGGCAAGCUGGUGGAGAUUAAAGCUUUCAAACAUGAUGAGAAACUGAGAGAGAUUUCAGGACAGGCCUCCAGUGAAGCAUCAUUGGAAUCCAUUCUUAAAAAGGUUGUGGAUUCCUGGAAGACAACAGAGUUCAUUGUCCUCAACCACAAAGAUUCCAAAGAUGUUUUCAUCUUAGGGAACACAGAUGACAUUCAGCAGUUACUAGAUGACAGCAUCAUCAACAUAGCUACUAUCGCCUCAUCUCGCCAUGUGGGACCUAUCAAGUCUCAAGUGGAUGAUUGGCAGAGAGACUUGGAUCUUUUUGGAAGAACAUUGGAUGAAUGGCUGAACUGCCAAAGAAACUGGAUUUACCUGGAAUCAAUAUUCUCUGCACCAGACAUUCAACGCCAACUGCCUUCAGAGGCCAAGAUGUUUAUGCAGGUGGACAAAUCUUUCAAGGAUGUGAUGAGGAAGGUGAACAAAGUGCCAGCAGCCAUGAGAGCUGCCACCCAACCUGGACUUCUGGAAACUUUUCAAAAUAACAAUGGAUUAUUGGAUCAAAUUAUGAAAUGUCUUGAAGCUUAUCUGGAGUCCAAGAGAGUUAUAUUUCCAAGGUUCUACUUCUUAUCCAAUGAUGAGCUCCUAGAAAUCUUGGCUCAGACCAGAAACCCACUUGCUGUUCAACCCCAUCUUAGAAAAUGCUUUGAUGCCAUUGCUAAGCUUGAAUUUGGCAUUCAGUCAACUGGAGAUGGAAAAGCAACACCUGAACUUGAAGAAGAAGACAAGAAUCAAGAAGUUCAUUACACUAAUGAUAUACUGGCCAUGUUAUCACCAGAAGGAGAAAAGGUCUCACUGGGAAAGGGUCUCAAAGCUAGAGGUAAUGUUGAAGACUGGUUAGGUAAAGUCGAGGAAGCUAUGUUCAGUAGCUUGAGACGUCUUUGCAAAGGAGCCAUUGGAGAUUAUGAGCGGAGACCAAGAGAAGAGUGGGUUGUGUCUCAUUCAUCACAGGUAGUGCUGACUAUCUCCCAACUUCAAUGGUGUAGGGAUGUGACUGAGGUCCUGGAAGGUGAUUUUGACAGACUAGAAGCAAUGAAAGAAUUUGAACAGAAGAGCUUUAGUGAUCUGAAUGCCUUGGCUGCUAUAGUGAGAGGGGAGUUGCCUAAGUUGGCCAGAGCUAUCCUGUGUGCCCUUAUUACUAUAGAUGUCCAUGCCAGGGAUAUGAUCACAGAUAUGGUGAAGAAGCAGGUUGACCAAGUGGCCAGCUUUGAAUGGCAGAAACAGUUACGUUACUACUGGGAUCCAGAGAUGGACAAUUGUGUUGUCAGGAUGUCCAACUCAGUCUAUGAGUAUGGCUAUGAGUAUCUGGGGGCUUCACCCAGACUUGUCAUCACACCAUUAACAGAUCGCUGCUACCUUUGUCUGAUGGGAGCGCUACAACUUGACCUUGGUGGUGCACCAGCUGGUCCAGCAGGCACAGGAAAGACAGAGACAACAAAAGAUCUGGCCAAGUCACUGGCUAAACAAUGUGUUGUCUUUAACUGCUCUGAUGGCUUGGAUUACAAGAUGAUGGGUGGUUUCUUCUCUGGUUUGGCUCAGUCUGGUGCCUGGUGUUGUUUUGAUGAGUUUAACAGGAUCAACAUUGAAGUCUUGUCUGUCAUAGCCCAGCAACUCAUCACCAUAAGAAAUGCUAAAGCUCAACGGCUCAGCAGGUUUAUGUUUGAGGGGAGAGAAAUCAAGUUAGUCUACACCUGUGCUGCUUUCAUCACCAUGAACCCAGGCUAUGCUGGCAGAACUGAGCUGCCAGACAAUUUGAAAGCUUUGUUUAGACCCAUAGCCAUGAUGGUACCAGAUUACACUCUCAUUGCUGAGGUGAUCCUGUACUCUGAAGGCUUCGAGUCCUCAAAAGGACUAGCCCAGAAAAUGACCCAAAUGUACAAAUUGUGCUCAGAGCAGUUGUCGCAACAAGACCACUAUGACUUUGGCAUGAGGGCCGUGAAGAGUGUCUUGGUGAUGGCUGGCUCUCUUAAGAGACAAAAUCCAGACAAAGCCGAAGAUGUUGUUUUAAUUAGAGCUUUGAGGGACAGCAAUUUACCCAAGUUUUUGGCACAGGAUGCCAUGCUGUUCCAGGCCAUCUUGUCUGAUUUGUUCCCUGGAGUGGAAAUCCCAGAACAUGAUUAUGGUAGAUUAAAAGAAGAAAUCAUUAAUGUUCAAGUUGCUAAAGGACUUCAAGUUGUGGAGAAACAGAUUGUUAAAGUGAUACAGUUUUAUGAGACCAUGAUUGUGAGACAUGGUGUCAUGUUGGUUGGUCCUACUGGUGGAGGGAAAACCACUAUUUAUCAGAUCUUAGCCCAGACACUUGGUAACCUUCAUGAAGAGAAACUGGGUGUUGAUUUCUACCAACCUGUGCACACCUAUGUUUUGAAUCCUAAAGCUAUCACCAUGGAGGAGCUGUACGGAGGUGUGAACAAAUUGACCAUGGAGUGGAAAGAUGGGCUAAUGGGUAAAACUGUUAGGAAUGCUGUGCAGGAUACUUCAGAAGAUCACCAAUGGAUAGUCUGUGAUGGCCCAGUCGAUGCAUUAUGGAUUGAGAAUAUGAACACUGUACUUGAUGACAAUAAGAUGCUCUGCCUGGCCAACAGUGAACGCAUCAAGUUUACACCUUUCAUACACAUGCUUUUUGAAGUGCAAGACCUGGCAGUAGCCUCCCCUGCCACAGUUAGCAGAUGUGGCAUGGUGUACAUAGAUGCUGAAGAGCUGAAGUGGAUGCCCUAUGUUAAGACUUGGAUCAAAGCCUAUGAAAAACGCCUGAAGCCUGAAACACUGGAGUUCCUGCUAAUGUUAUUUGAAAAAUGUGUUGAAAAUGGACUCCAGUUUGUCUACAAAAAAUGUGAACAAGCUAUCAAUCAGGUUGAUAUUAGCAAAGUUGUAACACUAUGUCAUCUUCUGGAGGCUUUGAUUUUCCCUGCAAGAGGAGGUCUGGACAUGAACCUUGAACAAGGAAAACUGCACAUGCUGAUUGCACAAACUUUUGUGUUCUCUUACCUCUGGUCAGUUGGAGGAAAUCUCACAGAAAAUUACUGGGAUGCAUUUGACACUUUUGUUAAGACACAGUUUGACGAUAUGGGUGAAGCUAAGCUGCCAUCCGCUGGAGACUUAUGGAGCUACUAUGUGGACUAUGAGGCACGGCGAAUGGAUUCCUGGGAGAAGAUCAUUCCCAACUUCAAGUACAACCCUGAGGGAUCCUUCUUUGAGAUGUUGGUUCCUACAGUGGACACUGUCAGGUUUGGCUAUAUCCUUGAGAAACUGUUGAGUGUCAGGCGAUCUGUUCUUUACACUGGUGGUACUGGUGUUGGCAAGUCUGUGGUGGCUAGAGGACUGCUGGAGAGUAUUGCAGACAGACAAAAUUAUGUUCCAAUCUUUAUCAACUUUUCUGCACAGACAAGUAGUUUCAGAACACAGGAGAUGAUUGAAUCUAAGCUUGAGAAACGAAGAAAAAAUGUUUUAGGUGCCCCCAAAGGAAAGAGAGUCAUCAUCUUCAUUGAUGACUUGAACAUGCCCAAAUUGGACACUUAUGGCUCCCAGCCCCCAAUAGAGCUACUGAGACAGUAUCAAGACUUUGGAGGUUUCUAUGACAGAGACACCAUGUUGUGGAAAGAAAUAGAGGAUGUAACUUUAUCAGCUGCUUGUGCACCCCCUGGUGGUGGCAGAAACCCUGUCUCCCCAAGAAUGUUCCGUCACUUCAGUAUGCUGUGCAUUCCUUCACCUAAUGAGCACAGUUUAAAGCACAUGUUCAUGGCCAUCAUGAAUGGCUUCCUAAUGGACUUCCCUACAGUAGUAAGACAAUGUUCCGAGGCAAUAGUAGGUGCCUCUGUGGAGCUGUACUUUAGGAUGAGCUCUGAUCUACUUCCUACUCCUGCCAAGUCUCAUUAUGUCUUCAACUUGAGAGAUUUGUCUAAAUGUGUGCAAGGAAUGUUGCAAGCAGACCCAGGGGUCAUCAGAGAUAGACUUCAGAUCUUCCGUCUCUUUGUUCAUGAGACUCAGCGUGUCUUUCAUGACAGGCUUAUAAACAAUGAAGACAAAAUGUUCUUUCAUCAGAUCAUGUCAGAAAUGGCCAGCAAACAUUUUGGAGAGACUGUGGAAGCAGAAUCAUUUGUAACUAAACCAAUUUUAUUUGGUAACUUUAUGAAAAUUGGAGCCCCAGAAAGUGACAAGAUGUAUGAAGAAAUGACAGAUAUGGUCAAAGUCAAUACAGUAUUAACUGAUUAUCUGGAUGAUUACAAUAUGCAGUCCUCCAAAGAAAUGAAGUUAGUUUUCUUCAUGGAUGCCAUUGAGCAUGUCUCCAGGAUUGUCAGAAUGCUGCAACAGGAAAGAGGCAAUGCCCUGUUAGUGGGUGUGGGAGGUACAGGAAAGCAGUCACUAACCAGGUUAGCAGCCCACAUUUGUGGCUACAAAUGUUUCCAGAUUGAACUUUCCAGAGGCUAUGAUUAUUCUGCCUUCCAUGAAGAUCUGAAGAAAUUGUAUGACCUGGCAGGUGUACAGAACAAACACACAGUCUUUUUAUUUACUGACACACAGAUUGUUGUAGAAGAAUUUCUGGAAGAUAUCAACAACAUACUCAAUUCUGGAGAGGUGCCAAACUUAUUUGAGCCUGAUGAAUAUGAAAAAUUAAUCAUAGGAUGUCGACCAGCUGCAAAGGAGGCUGGUAUACCUGAAGGAAACAGAGAUGCCAUCUAUGAUUUUUGUAUCAGCAGAGUCAGAAAUAACCUUCACAUUGUGUUGUGCAUGUCACCUGUGGGCUCAGCCUUCCGCAGCCGAUGCCGCAUGUUCCCUUCACUGGUUAACUGCUGCACCAUAGACUGGUUUGUGGAGUGGCCCAAGGAGGCACUUCUUGGGGUCUCCAAAUCAUUUUUUGAGAGUGUUGACCUUGGUGCACAAGAUCACCUUAAGAGAAGUGUUUCUGAGAUGUGUGUAGAUAUUCAUAUGAGUGUGACCUCAAUGGCAGAGAAGUUCUACAAUGAAUUGAAACGUCGCUACUACACAACUCCGACCAGCUACCUGGAACUCAUUAAUCUGUACUUGUCAAUGUUACAAGAAAAGACAAAGACUCUAAAAAGCAACCGUGACAGAGUGAAAAAUGGCCUGACCAAACUCCUGGAGACAAAUGAGCUUGUUGACUCAAUGAAGAAAGAGUUGAUUGCCCUGGAGCCUGAAUUGAAGAAGAAAUCUGCUGACACCCAGAAAUUGAUGGAAGAUUUAGUAGUGGACCAAGAGAAGGCAGAUCAGGUAAGAAAGGUUGUGAUGGAAGAUGAAGCUGUCGCUAAAGUUAAAGCUGAGGAAACUCAAGCCAUUGCUGAUGAUGCUCAGAGAGACCUGGAUGAGGCCCUGCCAGCACUAGAGGCAGCUAUUAAGGCACUUGAUUCCCUUGAUAAAAAUGACAUAGCAGAAAUCAGAGUUUUUACAAAGCCUCCAGAACUGGUACAGACAGUCAUGGAAGCUGUAGCCAUUCUGUUAAAUCAAAAAACUGACUGGCCCAGUGUCAAAGUCAUGUUAGGAGAUGCCAACUUCCUCAAGAAACUCUCUGAAUAUGACAAAGACAACAUACCAGAAUCCAUUUUGAAAAAAUUAAAGAAAUACACAGAAAACCCCAAAUUUGUGCCUGAAGUUGUAGAAAAAGUUUCCAAGGCUUGCAAGUCUAUGGUGAUGUGGGUUAGAGCCAUGGACCUGUACUCUAAAGUCUUCAAAACUGUAGAGCCAAAGAGAAAUGCUCUCCACAAGGCCCAACAAGAACUGGACACUGUGAUGAAGCUACUGAAAGAGAAGCAGCAGAAGUUAGCCAGCGUGGAAGCCAAGAUUGCUGAGCUCCAGAAAACCUAUGAUGACAGUGUGGCUGAGAAACAAAAGCUAGAAAGGAAUAUUGCCACCACUGCUGGUCGACUGAAGCGAUCAUCCAAAUUGACCACUGCCCUUGCUGAUGAGCAGAUCCGCUGGCAAGAGAGUGUUGCAGACUUUGAAAUACAGAUCAACAAUGUAGUUGGAGAUGUGUUCAUCUCUGCAGCUUGUGUGGCCUACUAUGGAGCCUUCACAUCUGUCUACCGUCAAGAAUUGGUCAAAACUUGGACAAGUCGUUGCAUGGAACUAGAAAUACCUGUCACAGAGGGCAUGUCACUGGCUUCUGUACUGGCUGACCCAUUUGAAAUCAGACAGUGGAAUGCAGACGGCCUGCCCAGGGAUCAAGUAUCUAUUGAAAAUGCCAUUCUUGUGACCAGAGGCAGGCGUUGGCCCCUGAUGGUUGACCCUCAAGAACAGGCUAAUCGUUGGGUUAGAAACAGAGAAUCUAAAAAUGGUCUGAAAGUGAUAAAACUUACAUCCAGUAAUUUCCUAAGAACUUUAGAGAAUUGUAUUCGUAUUGGUAUGCCAGUCUUGUUGGAAGAUGUUGGAGAGACCUUGGAUCCUGCACUAGAGCCAGUGUUAUUGAAACAGACCUUUAUGUCUGGUGGCCGUCUGCUGAUACGACUUGGUGACAGUGACAUUGACUAUGAUAGAAACUUCCGCUUCUACAUGACAACUAAGCUGUCAAACCCCCACUACCUCCCUGAGGUCUGCAUUAAAGUGACAAUCAUCAAUUUCACAGUGACCAAGUCAGGCCUUGAGGACCAGCUUCUCAGUGAUGUUGUACGUUUAGAACGACCUGAUUUGGAAGAACAAAGAAACCAACUCAUUGUGCGCAUCAAUGCAGACAAGAAUCAGCUGAAAGCCAUUGAAGACAGAAUUCUGAAGCUCUUGUUUGAGUCUGAGGGAAACAUCCUGGACAAUGAGGAACUAAUUAAUGUUUUAAAUGAAUCUAAGGUUACAUCAGGAGUCAUAAAGCAACGUCUGGCUGAAGCAGAAGCCACUGAGCAGAAAAUCAGUCAGGCUAGAGAGAAGUAUCGUGUUGUUGCUGAGAGAGGGUCAGUCAUGUACUUUGUGGUGGCAGACAUGGGAGAGGUGGAUCCUAUGUACCAGUUCUCUUUGAAAUACUUUAAACAGCUAUUCAAUGCUACCAUUGAAACCAGUGAGAAAUCAGACGAUCUUCCAAAGAGGUUAAAGAUUUGUUUGGAUGAGACCACAAAAUGUAUUUAUAACAAUGUGGCCAGAGGUCUGUUUGAGAAGCACAAACUGGUCUUCUCCUUCAUGCUUUGUGGUGAAAUCAUGAAGACUGCAAAGGUCAUCAGUGACGCUGAGUGGAACUUCUUCCUAAGAGGAGUAUCAGGGGGAUUAGACAAACAACGCCCACCUAAACCUGAAGUUGAUUGGCUGAAACAAAGUGUAUGGAACACGGCUUGUGACCUCAGUGAUACCUUUGAUAUUUUCAAGGGAAUCCAAAAUGAUUUGACCAAGACGCCAGUUUGGGUGCUUCUAGGCGAUGGAACAAAGUUCAAUGCCAAUCCUGAGAAAGAUGAAAGUUAUGUUCCUCUGCCCCCAGAGCCAUCUCCAGCUCAGCUUGCACCAAGUGAGCACUCAGUCAAUGGUCACUGGGAUAAGAGACUCAACAGUUUUCAAAAACUUAUGUUUGUAAAAGCUUUCAAGGAAGAAAUGACAACAUAUGCUGUGAACAAGUUUGUGUGCAGCAACCUUGGCCAGCAGUUUGUGGAAAGUCCAGCUGUUAGCCUGGCUGACCUGUAUGACAACAUGAACAACAUCACUCCACUUGUGUUUGUUCUGAGCACUGGUUCAGAUCCCAUGGGAGCUUUCCUCAGAUUUGCUAAAGAGAGGGACUACACAGAGAGAAUACAGUCCAUAUCAUUGGGUCAAGGUCAAGGCCCAGUAGCAGAAAAGAUGAUAUUCUCUGCUAUCAAAAAUGGUGAUUGGAUAUUCUUACAGAAUUGCCAUUUAGCAGCCUCAUGGAUGUUGUCAAUGGAAACCAUUGUUAAAGACAUUGCUGAAAAGCCCAGUGAUAUCCACAAAGAUUUCCGUCUUUUCUUGUCCUCAAUGCCUGCUAAGCAUUUCCCAGUCAGUGUUUUACAAAACUCUGUCAAAGUCACCAAUGAACCACCGAAAGGCAUCAGAGCCAAUCUAAGGAGAGCUUUUGCUGAAAUUACUGCUAGCUUCUUUGAAGAGCAUGUUCUGGGUAUGGACUGGAGACGAAUCAUAUUUGGCAUCUGUUUCUUCCAUGCAAUAAUCCUUGAAAGAAAGAAGUUUGGACCCUUAGGGUGGAACAUUAAGUAUGAGUUCAAUGACAGUGACAGGGAGUGUGCUUUGUUAAAUUUACAAAUGUUUUGUGCAGAGGGUUCCAUCCCAUGGGACACAUUAAUUUACAUUACUGGAGAGAUUACUUAUGGAGGUCGUGUGACCGAUGCCCAAGAUCAACGAUGUUUGCGCACUGUGCUGAAGACUUUCUUCCAACCAAUCACACUAGAGCCAAAUUACAAAUAUUCAACAUCAGGUAUCUAUUAUGCCCCACUUGUUGAUACCAUUGGAGAAUAUAGGCAGUAUAUAGAAGAACUUCCUCAGAUCGACCAGCCGGAAAUCUUUGGCAUGCAUGAGAAUGCCAACAUUGCAUUCCAGAUCAAUGAGACCAAUGCACUCAUUAACACUAUCCUUGAUGUUCAGCCAAGACUGUCCUCAGGUGGCUCAGGCAAGUCCAACGAUGACAUUGCUGAUGAGCUUGCACAAAACAUCAAAGGAAAGCUCAUGGACAAACUGGACAUUGAGUUGGCAAAAGCAGAGAUGUUUCAGCUGGACGAGAAAGGGCGCAUGAACUCGCUGACAACAGUAUUACAACAAGAAGUUGAUAGAUUCAACAAACUUCUCAAAGUUAUUAAGAGCUCAUUGGAACAACUACAGAAAGCAAUCAAAGGUUUUGUGGUUAUGAGUGAAGAACUAGAGCGUGUGUAUAAUGCUUUCCUCAACAAUCAGGUUCCAGGAUUAUGGGCCAGUGCAGCUUAUCCUUCACUCAAACCUCUGGGUUCAUGGGUGAAAGAUUUGGUACUCAGAUGUGCUUUUAUCAACAACUGGAUUGUUCAUGGACUUCCAAAAUCUUUCUGGUUGUCUGGAUUCUUCUUCCCACAAGGCUUUCUAACUGGCACCCUACAGAACUAUGCCAGGAAAUACAACCUUCCCAUCGACCAUUUAAGUUUUCAGUUUAACAUGAUCAAAGUGUUAAGAGACCAGGCUGAAGUCACUGUUCAGAUGCAGUCUCUCAAGUUUGGAGAAGAGAUUCCGCUGGACAAAGAGAUCACCUUACCAGAGGAUGGUGUUCUGGUCCAUGGACUGUUCAUGGAUGGUUUUAGGUGGGACUGGGAUGAGAUGGUCUGUACAGACUCCAUUCAAGGUCAAAUGAAUUCCAGUCUUCCCAUGAUGCACAUGGAACCCAAAAUGGACUAUGUGCCCAGUGAACUCCUGUAUACUGCACCUCUGUAUAAGACUGCUGAGAGGGCAGGUGUACUCUCGACAACAGGUCACUCCACCAACUUUGUUGUGCCUGUACAGUUACCCUCAAACAAACCUCAAGAUUAUUGGAUAGCUAAAGGAGCUGCAUUGCUGUGUCAACUCAGUGAUUAACUAACAUAAAUUUGUAGCUUUAGGAUUCAUCUAUAUAUUUUUUGUUUUCGAAGAAAUAAACUACAACUUUCUUGGAAAAUACGCAUCCAGAAUUCCUAAAAAAAAAAAGUGUUUCUUGGAAAGUCAUAAUUUUUAAUGAAGAUUGUUAUUGUAUAAAUCUUUUUUUUUUUUUUUUUAGAAAAAUUCAUCAAUACAGUUAGAUGUAGCUCUAUCUUAUUUGUCUGUGAUAUUUUUCUGUUUAUGUUUUACUAGUAAUUGCUUUGUAUACUGCUUUGACUGGCUCCUAAUGGUCAUCCAAUUUUUAGACAGCUAGCUAUUCUUGUUAUAUAUUUUGUUUAAAGUAAUAUGAAGUUUAAAAUGUUUAUAUUAUAAAAUAAUGAUACCUAUAUUCUAAUUAUUUUUGGCAAUUUUUUGAAUUUUGUGAAGACUUAAAUUUGUGUGUUAUUGUGAGCAUCAAUUUUAUUUCAUUUAUAUUUCAUGUUAACUUGUUUCAUGCAGUCUUAUUAUGAUAUCUCAUUGCAUUAAUUUAAUUAUCUUCUUUUCAGUCUUGAUCAUAUAUUUGCAGUACAAAUUGUUUAUUUUUGAAGGAAGAUGUAUGGCUGGCUGGUAUAAACCACUUUGCUACUUAUAAAUUUUGAAUCUUAACUCAACCUGUGUUGUGUUUGCUAAGCACUUAAAGGCAUCACAGAAAUCAAGAGACCCUCUUUUACAUCUACAAACCUUCUCCAAGAUACCCUCUCUCAUCACAUCUACAAACCUUCUCCAAGAUACCCUCUUUCAUCUACAAACCUUCUCCAAGAUAACCUCUCUCAUCACAUCUAUAAAAGAGAUUGGACCAGAGAGGAAUAAUCUUGCAUUAAAGAUGUUUUGUACAAAAGCAAUUUUAUUUUUUAAACAUUUUUUUUUUAUGUUUGAUUUCUAUAAAGAAAAAAAAAAUAAUCCAGAUGCCACACACACAGCUAGCAAUUUAUUGCUCCUCCUCCCUGCUCAAGGACUAAAAACAAACUCAUUUGUUGCAAUGUUUUAACUCUUUUUCAUUCAUUGUUACUGCAUAAAUGUAUAUGUUACAGAGUGAGACAGAUUUAGUGAUGUAAAUUGAAUUAUAUUCAAAAUAUGACCUUAUGCUGCAUUCUUUAAUAAAGCUCAUUACAAAGCAAUUGUGAUAUUCAACUUGUGUUGCUGUACAUUUGGUAUGACUUUAACAUGUGUUUAAUAUUGAUAUAGAACUUGUCAUAAUAAAUAUUCUUAAUAUUUGUA
Molecule: messenger RNA, 14012 nt
Organism: Biomphalaria glabrata
Lineage: Eukaryota; Metazoa; Mollusca; Gastropoda; Planorbidae
Product: dynein axonemal heavy chain 6-like
Exons: 85
Coding region: 228-12755 (4175 amino acids)
Biological process (GO): microtubule-based movement
Cellular component (GO): dynein complex
Molecular function (GO): ATP hydrolysis activity; minus-end-directed microtubule motor activity; dynein light intermediate chain binding
Source: RefSeq, a predicted model, not a curated record